AUGCAGACUUCAGCCAGCGGUGCAGCAUCGCCCAGCAACGUUCCUUCUGUACCGGCUAGCGUUCCAUCUGCAGCAAACAGUAUUCCUUCUGCACAACUCAGUACCUCCACUGUUGGGGUCACCAUUACAGUCUCGAACGCCGGUGACACAAAAACCCAAGCAGUUGCGUCUACAGCAAACGUGGUCAAAGAGAGCUCAGUUAUCGUUCCCGUGCCUCAAGAUUCUGCUCAGUCAAGUGCCACUGGUGUUGAGUCGACAGGCACAGCUUCUCACAACAUGAACGUCCCAUCUGUCGGUACAGCAAACGCCGUUGCGCCUUCUACUUCGCCCUCUGCUCCAUCAGACCAAGCUUCACCCUCUGCUUCACUAAACCAAGCUUCGGCCCCUGCGCCAUCCGACCAGGCUUCACCUUCUGCUCAAAAGGGAAACACAGGUGACCGUCACAAUCCCGAUCGUCGAGACUCACACCGUGUGUCCAUCGUGCGAUAUCACUGCGGCGCCGUCUCCAGCAGUUACGAUGGACUCAGCCUCCCCAAUGUCUUCGCCCCAGGCUCUUACCUCUCCUGCGCUUCCAGCUUCGGAUGA
Messenger RNA from Aureobasidium musti, 585 nucleotides. NCBI's taxonomy places the organism in Eukaryota, Fungi, Ascomycota, Dothideomycetes, Dothideales, Saccotheciaceae. The record is from the annotation of a GenBank genome assembly.